UGUGACAGAGAAGAAACCUUUGACGUAAUAACUCUCUAACAAUGAGAAUAUCAUUGGCUAUAACAAACUCUAAUUACAGCAUAUUAAGAGGACUUAAAACGUAUAGCUGAUGAUUUUCAUAAUCAAUCGUUGUGGAGAGCUGACAAAGUAGGAUUGGACAAAAUAACUGCAUAUAAAAUGAAGCCUAGACCUCUGCACAUCGCACUCUUUAUAUCUGGCCUGAUAACCUUUAUCAUGUUAGCUAUUUCGGUUGGUGGAGCCUCCUGGAUAAAGAUCGAAGAUCGCCACAUCGGAUUAUGGAAGAUCUGCUAUGUACAAACGGGCAAAUGCGCCUCACUACAUGGUAAUUGGGUAGAAACCUGGCUUAAGGUGACCAGAACUUUCUCAUUGCUGUCGACCAUUGUAACUGGGUUAAGUGUUCUUUUCGUCGUUCUUGCUGUUGCAACCAAAAGAGUUAAUAUUUUGUUGCCAAUAGUAUGCUUAUUCGCUGCUGCUGUAUUUGAAAUGAUUGCCAUGGUAGUAUAUUCAACCGAAAAGAAGCUCACUUUCCCCGGCAACAUCAAAUACAGUUGGGGAUAUCACUUUGGUUGGAUGGGAUUUACAGCUGCUUUUGUAUCAGGUUUCAUAGGAGUGGUGCUUCGACGAGGAGAUGAAGAAUACACACCUAUAUAAAUUUUGUUUUGCGAAUUGAAAAUUACAUGAAAAAUAUUUUAAAACAUUGUCCCCUCUAACUUUGUACUCGGUUCUCUAGCAUUCUACCAUUCUUGGCUCGCAUACAAGACAAACAACUUCGCAUUAACCGCAAAACGUCAACGUUAUUAAGACCAUAGUCCAGUUAUAUUUUAGUUUCGUUUGAACAUUCUGUAAGUGCAAUUAGCGGUAAUUGACGAAAAGAUCUAAAACCUAGAGGUUUCACAAACAAACAAUUUGUAAAAUUCCUUAUUAAAUUGUGAUUUUGUGAAUAAAAUUGAAGUACGAUAUAA
Molecule: messenger RNA, 983 nt
Organism: Hydractinia symbiolongicarpus
Lineage: Eukaryota; Metazoa; Cnidaria; Hydrozoa; Anthoathecata; Hydractiniidae
Product: claudin domain-containing protein 2-like
Exons: 2
Coding region: 178-672 (164 amino acids)
Cellular component (GO): plasma membrane
Source: RefSeq, a predicted model, not a curated record